This is a messenger RNA of Cuscuta campestris, 881 nucleotides long. NCBI's taxonomy places the organism in Eukaryota, Viridiplantae, Streptophyta, Magnoliopsida, Solanales, Convolvulaceae. The record is from the annotation of a GenBank genome assembly.
CGAGUUGUGCCCCCAGAAAUCAGCCGGAAAAUGUCAAAAAGCGCUAGCCGGAGGGGGAAGAUGCCGCCGCCUACGCCGAUGGACUUUUACGCCCACCUGCAGAAAUCGACGCUGGCGGCAACCGGCGGCAGCGGGCCGAACACCCCUUCUUCGUCGGCGGCGGCGGCGGCACCAUCGACGCCCACGGCGGCGGCGGGGAGUAAUCCGGCGUUGCUCUCGAAAAUAACGAGCAGGAGAAACAACAUGCCGCCGAUCAUAUUCUCGCAGUCGAUUGCCCGGAGAAAGCCGCCAGCGGUGGAGAGGAAGCUGGAGUGCACGCUGGAGGAGCUGUGCCAUGGACGUGCUAAGGUGGUCCAGAUUACAAGAGAGGUCAUUUCCAACACUGGGUUAAUAGUUGAAGAAGAAGAGUACGUGACAAUAGUGGUGAAACCAGGGUGGAAGAAGGGAACAAAGAUCACAUUCGAAGGGAAGGGGGACGAGAAGCCGGGGAUGCUCCCGGCGGACAUAACAUUCGUGAUCGAAGAGAAGAGGCACCCUGUGUUCAAGAGGGAAGGCGACGACCUCGAGUUGGGCGUCGAAAUCCCUCUUGUUCAGGCCCUCGCCGGUGGCGGCACCAUAACGGUGCCGCUACUGGGAGGGGAGAGCAUGACUCUUGACUUGGACGAUGAUGUCAUCUUUCCGGGAUACGAGAAGAUCAUACCUGGCCAAGGGAUGCCCAGACCCAAGAAGAGCAUUGUUGAUGGUGGUGGAGGACACAGGGGUGACCUUAGGCUUAGAUUCAUGGUUGGGUUUCCUGCCAAUUUGAGUGACCAACAGAGAGCCGAGGUUGCAAGAAUACUACAAGACUGUUCUUAUUGAUUAAAUAAAUAGUCAAAGAAAUG